AUGCUCCAGACAAGAAGAAGUCAACUCAUCGCAUUCACAGCAAUAAUAUAUGUAUUGACAAUAUCAUGUAUUAUAAAUUCCGCAAUAAAGAGUACCUCUUUCUUACAUCUUUCAUUAAAAUUAAAUCAAGGGUUUAACGUUAUGAUAAUAACCAUUUUCAUCCUAUUAAACGCAUUAUUACUUUGGAAGUUCUUAAAUUUCCUUCUGUUUAAAGAAUUAAGACUCAUUGAACAAGAACAUAUAAUGGAAAGAUUACCCUUUACAAUUAUAAAUUUCAUAUUCAUUUCCACAAUGUUUAAUGAAAAAUUCUUUAUUACAAUGGCCUUUUAUGGGUUUAUCCUACUAUACAUGAAAAUCUUCUAUUGGAUUUUAAAGGAUAGAUUGGAGUUCCUAAUUCAAUCAAAUACAAAUUAUUCAGUUUCAAGAUUUAUCUUUUCCAAAUUUUAUCUUAAUUUAAUAAUAUUGUCCACAAUCAAUUUACAAUUAAUUAAAACUUGUAUCCCAUUGAAUUAUGAAUUUUUAAAGAAAUUAUACUUAAAUUCCACUUCCAUUUUACAAAGUUUAAUAAAUUAUUCCUCCCCCUCAUCAACACACGCUUCAAAUUUUAAUCUGGGGGUAAAUCCAAUUUAUCUAAUGUUAGCGAUGGAAUUUGCCAUCCUUUUAAUCAAUUUCAUUAACCUAUUCCUUCAUUCAAUAUUGUCAUUAUAUGAAAUUUAUAAAUCAAACCAAUAUGAUCAAUUAAAUGCAAUCAUUGAAGACAUUGAAGACGAAAAUGAUGAUGAUGAUGACACACCAGCAGAUUUCAACGGUUUGGAAAAUAAAUUCAUUUACGAAAAGAUAAUCGAUCUGUUCACAAGAUCAUUAAUGACUAUGAUCCACAUUUCUUUAGCAUUGCCAUUGAAUUUACCCAUGAUUGUCCUCAAAGAUAUAAUAUGGGAUUUAAUAUCAUUAUAUCAAAAUUGUAAAAUAUUAUUCCAAAUUUUGAAAAAUAACAAGAAUUUAGAUUCAAAAUUACCAGAUAUGAUCCCUGAAGAUCUUCAAGAUUCAGAUAACGUUUGUAUCGUAUGCAUGGAUGAUUUGUUAUCCGAAGAACACAAGAAGAAAAAGGCAAAGAGACUACCUUGUGGUCAUUUCUUACAUUUAUCAUGUUUGAAAAAUUGGAUGGAAAGAUCACAAACUUGUCCUAUCUGUAGACUACCUGUAUUUGAUGAAUCUGGGAACGUUAAAGAGUCAGAACGUCCUGCAACAGCUGCUGAUGCUGAUGUUGAUGUUGAUGUUGCCGCUGCUCAACCUCCAUCCACAUCUUCUUCACCUUCCAUUCCUCACUCACCUAUCCAAGAGACACUUGAACCUGAAGAAGCAUCCAUCGAUAACAACACCUGGUACUCUUUCCCCAUUACACACAUCAAUAAAGAUAAGAGUGUCAUUUCAUUCGAAUUGAGGGACGACAAGGAAAGUUCAGAGACGGUUCAAUUAAUAAGAGAGACCAAGACUGAAAAUGUCAUAAUACCAGAUGAUCAUAUACAUACAUAA
This is a messenger RNA of Naumovozyma castellii, 1533 nucleotides long. It is a transcript of the gene HRD1, whose product is annotated as E3 ubiquitin-protein ligase HRD1. The transcript has a single exon. The record is from RefSeq and is a predicted model, not a curated record. Lineage: Eukaryota; Fungi; Ascomycota; Saccharomycetes; Saccharomycetales; Saccharomycetaceae. The coding region runs from base 1 to 1533 and encodes 510 amino acids.